This is a messenger RNA of Stylonychia lemnae, 594 nucleotides long. Lineage: Eukaryota; Ciliophora; Spirotrichea; Sporadotrichida; Oxytrichidae. The record is from the annotation of a GenBank genome assembly.
AUGAACGAAAGAAUCUCAUUAGAUUUCUAUGAUUUUACAAAUAUUGAAAAAUUCAUUCAUAUCUACAAUCAAGCAACUAUUCGAGAAAUUGAAUAGAAAGAGAAAAAAAUGAUGACUUUCAAAAAAAUAGCCUUUAAAAGUAAAAAUGAUAGGAUAACUUUAAAUCAAAAUGGACUUGAUCUUUGGAAAAUUGAAGUUCUCCUGAAAAACUCUAUUUAGAUUGAAUUCAAUAAAAUCACCUUUGAAAUUCCCCAAAAAGAUUUAUUAUUCGAGGAAUUCGAAGAAGAAAUAGUUCAGAUGAUGAAUAAUGGCUCUAAUGAUGUUGAAAAAAAUGUGAUUUCAAAAGUAUAAAAUUCUAAUAAAGUGUUGAACUAAACACUAAUAAUUAAAAGCAUUUCACAGAGUAGUUACAAGUAUCAAUAGAAUCAAAUGUAUUUAAGACUUAGUUAAUUAUUCAGAAAUGUCAAAGCUUUAAUCUUGGAAGACUCUAAAGAUUUUUUCAUCAGAAGAUGCUUUGAUCUCAUCAGAUUUUAUAAAGAGUCAGAAAAAUCUAAAGCGUUUAAAAAUAUAAACUUAAUACUCAAGAAAUCAUGA